This is a messenger RNA of Chenopodium quinoa (quinoa), 735 nucleotides long. Its product is annotated as BCL2/adenovirus E1B 19 kDa protein-interacting protein 3-like. NCBI's taxonomy places the organism in Eukaryota, Viridiplantae, Streptophyta, Magnoliopsida, Caryophyllales, Amaranthaceae. Bases 1 to 735 code for a protein of 244 amino acids. The transcript has a single exon. The record is from RefSeq and is a predicted model, not a curated record.
AUGUCGAUUGAGGAAGCUAAUGCAUUCUACACCUCUAACCCCAAAAGGCCAUAUGACCCCCAUUCAAACACAUACAAUGAAGGUUGGAAGAAUCACCCAAAUUUUUCCUACAAGAAUACCCAGGCUCAACAAAAUCCACCUCCACCACCACCUCGAAACAACAACUACAAUGCACCACCUGGUUUCCAACCAAGGCCACCUCCAGUCCAACAACCUAUUCAACCACCUCCUCAAAAGUCCAACCUUGAACUAAUGUUGGAAAACUUUAUCACCACAACCAACAAUUCCAUCCAACAUCAAAACAGUUCCAUACAACAGCUACAAGCCCAGAGUAAGCUCAUGGAAAAUCAGAUAAGCCAACUUGCUCACCAAGUUGGUCAAUCCUUAAAGAUACCGGGGACCUUUCCGGGUCAGACAGAGCAACCACAGAAAGGGCAUUUGAAUGUUGUUACUUUGAGAAGUGAAAAGCAAUUGGAAGAUCCUCCUAUCAAGGAGCCAUCAAAGGAGGUCGUUGAAGAAGUAGGUGAAGGUGAGAAGGAGAUUCACAAUGCUACGGUCGAGGAUGAAGCAAAGGAUGCAACUCCAAAGCCACUUGCUCCAUAUAUGCCUAAAGUUCCUUUUCCUCAGAGGCUAGCCCAAGCUAAACUUAAGAAAAAGUACGGUAAAUUUCUUGACAUUCUUAAAAAGCUUCAUAUAAGUAUUCUGUUUUUAGAUGCUAUAUCCGAAACGCCUUAA